Diaporthe amygdali is the source of this 2229-nucleotide messenger RNA. RefSeq lists its product as uncharacterized. The record is from RefSeq and is a predicted model, not a curated record. NCBI's taxonomy places the organism in Eukaryota, Fungi, Ascomycota, Sordariomycetes, Diaporthales, Diaporthaceae. The transcript has a single exon. Bases 1 to 2229 code for a protein of 742 amino acids.
AUGCUUUUGUCAAGUAUGGAUCCCGGAACCGAAACCUGCGAUCCAGCACCCACUUGCACUGAGCCCAUGGCUAUGCCUUCUCUUCGGUGUCAGAUAUGCAACGACAUCAUCAGCUUCAUUCAAAAUCCGGAAAGUGGUAGCUUAGAUCUCGGAAAGUUGCUCGACGAUUCCAACAUCAAUUGCAAGCAACACAGCGCCCUGAUACGGAGCCUCCGACCACAAGCAUGGGCUGGUCAAGACAAACAGGUUGAGGUCAAACUGAGCAGAGGAAAAGGCUUACAAUCUGAGGUCACUUUGCAAUACUCCACAGCAACCACCAGGGCGGUUUGGAGGUUCACAUCCGGCCCGCUUCUCGUCACACCUUCAAACGAAACCUGCCUGCCCCAAAUGAAUGCUAGAAACCUGGGCCGAGGCUACGACGCAGCUUGGAUUGACCCAGCGCUACUUCGCUCGUGGAAAGAGACCUGCGAUAUUCGACACGGUCACAGGUGCACAACGGGCAUAUCGAGCAAACUGACGGCACUCAAGACUUCAAGGCCUAUACUGCUCUUGGAUGUCCACCGAAACAGCCUUGUCGAUGCGGAUUCGGAUGCCUCGUACGUCGCCCUGAGCUAUGUUUGGGGCGGCACCAGCAUGUUCCGGUGUCUCCUUUCCAACGUGAAUGAGCUGAAGCAAGAUGGGGCUCUGGAUCCCAGCGGAGAGCAUGUGCAAGUGCCACAAACCAUUCGAGCCGCUAUGCGGAUUGUGAAAGCCUUGGGCGAGCGAUUCUUGUGGGUUGAUGCUCUGUGUAUCAUCCAGGAUGACGAUGUAACAAAGGGGCAGCAAAUUAACAACAUGGCCGGCAUAUAUCUCAAUGCUCGCCUCACUAUCAUUGCGGCAGAUGGGGAUGAUGCUGAUAGCGGGCUGAAAGGGGUUCCCGGCCUUGAGCUCCCAAGAAAUUUUCAACCUCCGACCUGGGACGUGGGGAGCUGCAAGGUCAGCGAAGCAGCGCCAGCUGAUGCACGCAGCUCACGCUGGGCUCAGAGAGGAUGGACAUGGCAAGAGAGUAUGUUCUCCCUCCGCACUCUGACCUUCACCGGUACCACUGUCUACUGGGAGUGUAGCCAGGCCUUGUGGAGAGAAGAUUCUCUUGAUAUGCUGGAUAAUAAGGAGGGAGACCACGGAGUAGCACGCAUGGCCCAUACUGUGCCCGACCUGGCCGAAACGAGGCUCAACGGGUACAAUGAGCGAGCUUUGACCUUCCCCGAGGACAUCAUCGACGCGUAUGCAGGGAAAGCCAAGGCGAUGUCUCAAUCCCUUCCGACGGGCUUCAUCUCCGGCCUGCCGACGUUCUUUUUCCAUAUCUGUUUGCUUUGGCGUCCCGAGAAUAGUAUGACUCGCCGGAACGCCGUUGGCCAGGGGAAGAGCUGUCUUCCCAGCUGGAGCUGGGUUGGGUGGAACGGCAAGUGGGAUUUGAGGUGGGAGAUCGGAACUCAAGAUCACAUCCUUAUCGAUGAGCACGGGAAAACGCCGUGGCACAAUGUGAAUGUGGUUCCUUUGGUAGAGUGGCAUGAGGUCCAGGAGACAGGUGCUGAGCGAAUGCGGAUAGCCGGCACGGCUGUGGACUGGAUGCAUCUGCGGGACAAUGUCGAUGCUGCGGGUCCUCCCGGCUGGAAGAGAUUUGACAACCCGGAAGCUGGAAAAGCCAUCCGGCCUGGUUCGCCACUGGCGAACAUCAACCCUCAACCAAGAUGCUACUGGCAGCAUCAAGCUUUUGGAGACGCGAAAUUUUGCUAUCCCGUGCCUAUCUUCAACCCUGAUGGGAGCAACGAGUCACCAAUGAAGAAGAUCUCCCUAAUCUCUGGGCGCACGAGAGCAGCUUUCGCCACGGCAGGAAACAAAAUGAACGGAGAUCUGGUCAUACACGUGCGUAAUGACAACAAGGAGUGGCUCGGUGUGCUCGAGUUGCACGAGGCGCCCACAAAGGAGAACGGCAGUGCUUGGGGGUGUCGCCUCGAGUUGAUUGAGAUGAGUCAGGGCGAGACUUUCCGUGCAAUGAGUCCACUUUUCCCGGAGCAACUCUACGAGGAACGCCCAAAACCUCUCGAUUGUGAGAAAUAUGAGUUUUAUUUCGUAAUGUGGGUUGUUCGGGGCCCAGACGAUAUAGCCUACAGGAGAGGAAUAGGACGAGUAGUGCGGCAAAGGUGGGACGCUCUUAAACCACAGCCGGUUGAUAUAAUCCUUGGAUGA